AUGGCCCGAAAGAAGAGGAUAUCCAAGAACUGUAAAUGGGCCUCGCUUUCCGGCCCGGCCCGUUUCUUCGACUCCGACGAGACGCCUGACAUGAGCGUCCAGUCGUAUCUGGAGAGGAUUUUCCGCUACACGCGUGCCGGCCCGCCGGUUUACGUCGUUGCUUACGUGUACAUCGAUAGGUUCUGCCAGCUGUACCCGGACUUCCGGGUCGGGGCCCGAAAUGUGCAUAGGCUGCUCAUCACCACUAUCCUUGUCGCCUCCAAAUAUGUUGAGGACAUGAAUUACAGAAAUUCAUAUUUUGGUAGAGUUGGGGGAUUGGGCACAAAAGAGAUGAACAAAUUGGAGUUUGAAUUUUUGUUCUUGAUGAAAUUCAAAUUGCAUGUGAAUGUGAGUGUUUUUGAAAGCUAUUGCAGCCAUUUGGAGAGGGAAGUUAGCAUUGGAGGAGGUUACCAAAUUGAGAGGACUUUAAGGUGUGCUGAGGUGGAGAUUAAGUCUAGACAAACCCAAGACUCAACAUACAAUGAUCAACCUACUAGAAUUUUGCUCUAA
Molecule: messenger RNA, 549 nt
Organism: Striga hermonthica
Lineage: Eukaryota; Viridiplantae; Streptophyta; Magnoliopsida; Lamiales; Orobanchaceae
Source: the annotation of a GenBank genome assembly